Molecule: messenger RNA, 418 nt
Organism: Drosophila ficusphila
Lineage: Eukaryota; Metazoa; Arthropoda; Insecta; Diptera; Drosophilidae
Product: protein Turandot C-like
Exons: 2
Coding region: 20-418 (132 amino acids)
Biological process (GO): immune system process
Source: RefSeq, a predicted model, not a curated record
UCCAUCAAGACCCUCUACAAUGAAUUCCUCAAUUUCUUUGAUCUGCUUUGCGCUGCUCCUGGUUAGUCCUUUGUGCUUCGGGUACAGUGACCAACAACGGGAGGCCGAUAGACUUAAAGUUGAGGAAAUCAUGCGCACUUCUCUGGACGCCGAAACCAAAAUCAGUAGGACCGAGGACUUGCUGGAUAUUUAUUACCGCUUGGCUCCCAGCUUGUCGCCUGCGGAAAGGCAGAAAAUUGACUCCUUUAUUAUGGAUCACGCCGAUGUUAUAUCAAUCGACGAAGUUCCCAGUCAAGGCGGUCUAAAGACCAAGAUCGGUAAGAAGAUCCUGUAUGGAGCUGGAGAGGCCGCGGCAACUGGGUUCUUCGAAGAACUAGGGGGCUUUGUGGCUAACUUAUUCAAAAGUUGGUUUGGCUAA